UAUACUACUUAAUUGUAAAUGAUUUUAUUAGAUAAAUAAUAGGAUGAUUUGUGAGAAAAUAAUGUAUAAGGAGUUAUAAUACUAAUGAACAAAUACUGAGUAAGUUUGUUGUUGAUAAAUAGGGAUUAUUAGUUAAAAGGAGGAUCUGUGAGUGAGUGAGUAAAGUGAAGGAUGAAGGAAGGGGAACAGCAACGAGUGCCUUUGAGGGAGAGAGCGGAGUGGUCAGAUGUUACUCCGCUUCCUCAAAACGACGGCCCUAACCCUGUCGUUCCGAUCCAGUACACGGAAGACUUUUCCCAAGUUAUGGAUUACUUUCGCGCCGUUUACCUCGCCGAUGAACGCUCCCCUCGCGCCCUCGCUCUCACCGCCGAAGCCGUUCAAUUCAACUCCGGCAACUACACUGUAUGUCAAGUUCGUAUUAAAUUCUUCCGAUUGCGUUUAUUUUUGUUUAUUUCGUCUUUGUUGCAGGUGUGGCAUUUCCGACGGUUGUUACUUGAGUCGCUAAAAGUUGACUUGAACGCUGAACUGGACUUUGUGGAGCGUAUGGCCGCUGGAAAUUCUAAAAAUUAUCAGAUGUGGCAUCAUAGACGAUGGGUUGCUGAGAAGUUAGGUCCAGAAGCUAGAAAAAAUGAGCUUGAGUUCACCAAAAAGAUACUGUCCGUUGAUGCCAAACAUUAUCAUGCAUGGUCUCAUAGACAGUGGGUUCUUCAAGCACUAGGAGGAUGGGAAGAUGAACUUAAUUAUUGCACAGAACUUCUUAAAGAAGACAUUUUUAACAAUUCCGCUUGGAAUCAGAGAUAUUUUGUCAUAACAAGGUCUCCUUUCUUGGGGGGCCUAAAAGCUAUGAGAGAGUCUGAAGUGCUUUACACCAUCGAAGCCAUUAUAGCCUACCCUGAAAAUGAAAGCUCGUGGAGAUAUCUACGAGGACUUUAUAAAGGUGAAACCACUUCAUGGGUAAAUGAUCCCCAAGUUUCUUCAGUAUGUUUAAAGAUUUUGAGAACUAAGAGUAACUACGUGUUUGCUCUUAGCACUAUUUUGGAUCUUAUAUGCUUUGGUUAUCUACCAAAUGAAGACUUUAGAGAUGCCAUUGACGCCUUAAAGACCGCAGAUAUGGAUAAGCAAAAUUUAGAUGAUAAUGAGAAAGGGGAACAGCAAAAUUUAAAUAUAGCUCAAAAUAUUUGUUCUAUCCUAGAACAAGUUGAUCCAAUUAGAACCAACUAUUGGAUUUGGCGCAAGAGCAGACUUCCUCUAUCAGCUUAGUAAUCAAAGUAAUUAAAGGACAAGUCUGUGUCAUGUGUACUUUAUACCUAGUUUAUUGAAAGUGGAUGCUUAUUUUUUUGUGAUGUUGUCAUUUUGCUGUUUGUGCAAAUGUCUUUUUGUCAUGUCAUUACUGGCAUAUGACUCUGAGUGUAAGGAUUGAAAGCCAAAUCUAGUACGGGCUAUGGAAAUAAUUUAAGUUUUUUUUUCCGUUGAAA
This is a messenger RNA of Glycine soja, 1475 nucleotides long. RefSeq names its product protein farnesyltransferase/geranylgeranyltransferase type-1 subunit alpha-like. Gene Ontology annotation, cellular component: protein farnesyltransferase complex; CAAX-protein geranylgeranyltransferase complex; cytoplasm. The record is from RefSeq and is a predicted model, not a curated record. Gene Ontology annotation, molecular function: CAAX-protein geranylgeranyltransferase activity; protein farnesyltransferase activity. Bases 172 to 1260 code for a protein of 362 amino acids. The transcript has 4 exons. Gene Ontology annotation, biological process: protein farnesylation; protein geranylgeranylation. NCBI's taxonomy places the organism in Eukaryota, Viridiplantae, Streptophyta, Magnoliopsida, Fabales, Fabaceae.